Molecule: messenger RNA, 2475 nt
Organism: Macrosteles quadrilineatus (aster leafhopper)
Lineage: Eukaryota; Metazoa; Arthropoda; Insecta; Hemiptera; Cicadellidae
Product: pre-mRNA splicing regulator USH1G-like
Exons: 11
Coding region: 169-1512 (447 amino acids)
Molecular function (GO): protein binding
Source: RefSeq, a predicted model, not a curated record
GUUACGUUGUGGUUGUGUCAGUGUGUCUAGUAGGUCUAGUAAGUUGGUUAAACUCAGUGUUUAGUAUGAAAUUUAAUUUAGCCUAACAAAUGUGAAGUGACCAGUUUAAACUUGUGUUGGAUGUGAAGUUUUCAUUAACAACUUAUGUAGGCCUAGCCUAUUUAGAACAUGACAACUACCAGAUUUCAUAAAGCCGCCCAGGAUGGGAUGCUGGACAUCCUGAGGGAGGCCACCAAGCGAGACUGCAACUUGAAGGAUGAGGACGGAAUGACCCCGACACUCUGGGCAGCCUUUCACGGUCAUCUGGACGUCCUGCGGCUGCUAGUGGGGCGUGGAGGGGAUCCAGAGAAGUGCAACUACCACUUUGGACAGAACGCACUCCAUCUGUCAGCCAGUAAGGGACACCUCGCCUGUGUCACGUUCCUUGUGGGCUUUGAUGUCAACCUGUGGGCUCUGGACUUGGAUCUGCACACAGCUUUGCAGGUUGCUGGACUCAAUGGACGGAGAGAUGUUGUUGAAUUUCUGGACAAAACAAUGGCGAAGCAAGAACUGCAUAACAAGAAAGAAGUGAAAGUGAAAAAGGAGAAAGCAAUGAAAGAUGUGGAGAAAAAUAGGAAGAAGUUCAACGAACGGAUGAAAAAGGAGCAGGACAAGGAAGAAAAGAGAUUGAAGAAAGUCGAGAAAGAAAUUCUUGGUGGGGCAAAAGUUGAGAUGGACAUGCCCAUCCCUACAGUGAUAGUUCGCAAGCCAGUAAAUGCAGAAGUAGGAGGACCUACAUUUACACAGAUCGUAGGAGGAACCAUAAACAAAAAACCAACCGGAGCUGUGGGGGUAAAGAAAAUCCUCGAUAGGAAACUGAAAAAUGGUACCCAUAAUCAUCGUCCUUUCCAGACAGAAAUAAAGGGUGACAGUGACUCUGGAAGAUCUGUUAGGGCUCGUCCCGACUCACAAAUCAUCUACGUUAACUCCUAUGACACUCAAAAUGGUGGAAAGCGAGGUCGCAUUGCUGAUGUGUUUGACACCAGAGGAGAGCUGGUUCGAUCCUUGUCACAACCUGAGUAUCUAAACACAGUAAUCACGCAUGAACAGGCCAGCAUCUUUGACAGACCAGGCUUCGGCAGUGUGGCGUUUAGGCCAAGGAACCAUCUGGCUGGUACCAUGAGUGGUGGAGGGGGAGAGAAGGAGGGAGGGGAGAACAGCAGCAUCGGCAGUGCCGGCAGCCUGGCCAAACGGAACCAGGGGGAACUGUGCUGGGAGAGUGACGAGGAAAACUCAGGCAUUGUUGGAUCUAUCGCAUCACUCCAGCGGUUCCUGCUGUCAGCUGGUGUAGCGGACUACACAGACCAGUUUGUGGAUCAACGGAUCGACCUGGAGGCCAUGUUGAUGCUCUCUGACCAAGACCUGAUCACGCUGGGUAUACCUAUGGGGCCAAGGCGCAAGAUACUGCACGCCAUCGAGGAGAGGAGACAAGCCCUUAGCACUCCCGGAGGGAUACAGGAUAGCUGGCUGUAGCAGGCCAUCUUCACAGGAUUCCAUCCGUCCAUCUGUUAAUUAAUUAGCUUUAAAGAUUCGUCCAAAGACACUGAAAGUUUUUCAAGCUAGUCUCAAAGGUGUUUAGAAAAUAGGUAAGAUUGUCUUAGAUUUUUUAAAUAGUGUGUAUUUUUAGAUUGUUUAUAGCUUUGUGCUUUUUUAAAAAUAUUUUACCUAAUUUUAGUACCAUGUUUUAAUCUUUUGUGAUGUUUUUAUUUAAAAAGUGUUUUAAAGCAUUGCUUACUUUAACUUUAUUUUUUGUCAAUGAUAUUUUUUUAUGCACUUUAUUGUUAUUAAAUUUAUUCUACUCAUAUUUUUUGUUUUCCGGUUUAUCUAUUUUAGUUAAUCAUAUAUAUUUAGUUUAUUAUGAUCAACAAAAGUAAAAAACAAAAAAAAUUUGGAUAUCUUAAAAACGAGAGGAAAAUGUAACGAAUUUCAUUACAGAAAAAAUCUUUGCUGAACUUGACUAACAUUCAACAGCUUUCUUAAAAAAUAACACACACUUUUUAUUAGUUACGUAUAGUAUCAUUUGAACUUUUUUGUAAAAAAAUUAUAUUACCUACUACCAAGUUUGGGUUUUAGCCAUUGAAUACCUUAAAAUUGCUUAUCCACAUUUCGUAACUUGUAUCAAGUUUGGAUCUUGGAGUGUUUUAAAUUUUCAGUUAGAUUCACAAUUAAUAGAGUACAAUAAUGUUUAAUACUUUAAUACUUUUAAAUGAAAUGGCGACCAUACAAAGUAAGUAUUAUAAGCCAAGUAUGAAUGGAGAUAAGUGUAGGAUGAGUGGCGCGAUCUUGUAGUCUUGUUAGUGACUAAGGCAGAGUUAUUCCUUAGACAUAGCUGUUAACUGAUAGCCACAGCUUGAUUAUACUAGAAUAAGGUGAAGGUUAUUACCUCGUCUACAGUUCCAAAAUUGUAGUUUGUACUUUAGUAGUGUAAUCACAUGU